UGCGCCGGCGCGCGAGAGUUGUAGCCUGGCGUCUCGGCCUCUCGACCAUUUGGUGGCGCGGUGUGUGUGGAAGGAGACGUUUGGCUCCUGUCCUGUGACUUCUUCAGAGUGUGACAGUGGCGAACGUCAUGACGAAAGGAGAUCACUGAUUUAACAUAUAACAAACAUCUUUUUUCUUUUUCUUCUCUUCUCUUAUAACCCAGUGACCGCGUGUGCUUCGUUUGCGUACGGGCGAGGCCUUGCAAAACCUCUGUCGGCACCAUGUUUGAACCCAAAGCCAGCGGCUCUUCCCACUGGGGAAUGCGUUUGUUAGGUCUGUGUGUUUUAGUGCUCGCUUUCUCCAGUCCGGCGGCCGCCCAGGAUACCAAUGAUACCGAGGCCUUCUUCAGCAAGUGCAACCCCGGCCUCAUCCUCCCCGUAUGGAACCCCCAAGAAGGCCUGACCACGGGCGAUCGCGUGGCCAGGGCCAUCGUCUACUUCGUGGCCAUGGUGUGGCUUUUCAUCGGCGUGUCCAUCGUGGCCGACCGCUUCAUGGGCUCCAUCGAAAUGAUCACCUCGCAGGAGAAGGAAGUGACGGUCAAGAAGCCCAACGGCGAGACGCAGAUCAUUGUGGUACAGAUCUGGAACGAGACCGUGGCUAACCUCACUCUCAUGGCCCUGGGCUCCUCCGCCCCCGAGAUCCUCCUGUCCGUCGUGGAGAUGUUCGCCACGAACUUCGAGGCCGGUGACCUGGGUCCCGGUACCAUCGUCGGAUCCGCCGCCUUCAACCUGUUCGUCAUCAUCGCCAUCUGCGUGUACGUCAUCCCCGACGGGGAGGUGCGCUACAUCAAGCACUUGCGCGUGUUCUUCGUCACCGCCACCUUCUCCGUCUUCGCCUACAUCUGGCUGUACCUCAUCCUGGCCGAGAUCUCCUACGGCGUCGUGGAGUUCUGGGAGGCCUUCCUCACCUUCCUCUUCUUCCCCAUCGUCGUGGUGCUCGCCUACAUCGCCGACCGUCGCCUCCUCUUCUACAAGUACAUGAGCAAGGAGUACCGCAUGAACAAGCGGGGCGUGAUCAUCGAGCACGAGGCCGGCGGCGACCUCGAGAUGGGCAAGAAGGACGAGGGCUACCAGUACGGCGAGAACGUCGACGAGUCCGUCAAGGAGUUCGAGGAGCACCGCAAGGAGUACAUGUCGGUCAUCCGCGAGCUGAGGGUCAAGCACCCUGACAUCGGCAUGGAGACGCUCGAGUCCAUGGCCAGGGAGGAGAUCAUCAACCGCGGCCCCAAGUCCCGCGCCUUCUACCGCAUCCAGGCCACCAGGAAGCUGACGGGCGGCGGCAACAUCAUGAAGAAGGCGCGCGAGGAAGUCAAGGAGACCAAGGAAGAAGAAGUCGAAGAGAAGAAGGACCUGGACACCAUUCGCAUCAUGUUCGACCCCGGCCACUACACCGUCAUGGAGAACGUGGGCACCUUCGAAGUCACCGUGAUUCGCGAGGGCGGCGACCUCAACACCACCGUCCUCGUGGACUACAAGACCGAAGACGGCACCGCCAACGCCGGCGGAGACUACGUCCUAGCAGAGGGCACCCUGGUCUUCCUGCCCGGCGAGACCCAGAAGACCUUCAACCUCGAAGUCAUCGACGACGAAGUCUUUGAGGAGGACGAGCACUUCUACGUCCGCCUCUCCAACAUGCGCCUCGGCUCCCCCGACGGAACCGCCAUCACCCACGCCGUCAACGGAGCAGCCGGUCAGCCCAACAAGCCCGUCAAGAUGGAGCUCGCCGCUCCCUACGUCGCCACCAUCAUGAUUCUCGACGACGAUCACGGUGGCAUCUUCAACGUCGGCGAGAAGGACGUGGAGAUCGUCGAGUCCAUCGGCACCUACGAGCUGAAGAUCGUCCGUUGGUCGGGAGCACGUGGCCGCGUCUCCGUGCCCUACAAGACCGAGGACGGAACCGCUAAGGCCGGAAAGGACUACACCGAAGCCGAGGGAGAACUCGUCUUUGAAAACAACGAAACUGAGAAAACCAUCUCGAUCACCAUCAUUGAGGAGGACAGCUAUGAGAAGGACGUGCUCUUCUACCUGGAUAUUGGCGAGCCCGUGGCCGUGGGAGAAACUCCAACACCCGAAGAAAUACCCAACUCAGUAACAGGAGAUAUAAUUAUUGAUGAAACAGGAUUCGAGUUCGCCACUAAGGGCUCCGAUGCGAUGACAGAGGAAGAGAAGAUCGCCCUGCUUGGUAAGCCCAAGCUGGGCAAUGCUACCCGUGCCCAGAUCAGGAUCAAGGAGAACAAGGAAUACAAGAACAUGGUUGACAAGCUGGUGAAGAAAGCUAACGCCUCUAUGCUCGUCGGAACCUCUUCCUGGAAGGAACAGUUCACUGAGGCCAUCACCGUGCAAGCUGGCGAUGAAGGAGAAGAGGGCGAGGAAGGCGAGGAAGCUGAGGAGAAGCUGCCAUCCUGCAUGGACUAUGUCAUGCACUUCGUCACUGUCAUAUGGAAGGUUCUGUUUGCCUUCAUUCCUCCAACAGACCGGCAAGGUGGAUGGUCGUGUUUUGUAAUCUCAAUAGCAUCGAUUGGGUUUUUGACGGCAUUAAUCGGUGAUGUGGCCAGUCAUUUUGGCUGCACCAUUAGCCUUAAGGACUCCGUGACAGCGAUAUCAAUUGUGGCGCUAGGAACCAGUGUGCCAGAUACAUUUGCCUCCAAGGUAGCUGCUCAGCAAGAUCCCUAUGCUGAUGCCUCUGUUGGUAAUGUUACUGGAUCCAAUGCUGUCAACGUCUUCCUGGGUAUUGGUAUUGCGUGGACCAUGGCUGCAGUUUAUCAUAAUGUACAGGGCAAUGACUUCAUUGUAUUGCCUGGCAACUUGGCCUUCUCUGUCACAUUAUUCUGUGUUGAAGCCCUUGUAGCUAUCGUACUGAUGAUGGCUAGGCGGCAUCCCAGCAUUGGAGGUGAACUGGGUGGUCCUCAUAUUCCAAAAAUGCUCACUACUUUCUUUUUGAUAUUCCUGUGGGUCUUCUAUGUGCUGAUGUCAACUCUUGAAGCCUACAAGCUUAUCCCAUCCCUUGCGUAGUUAAAUCAGUAGAGGCUUGGAUACAUGCCCUACUAUAACAAUACGGUUGUGGUCAUGGCGAUGAACAUGGAGACUAAAUGAGUCCAUGGUAAGCAGGUGCCUUUUAAUGCACAGCUUAAGCUUGGGUUCAUUUUACUUAAAACCUACUGAUCUCCUGGGAAGAGAUAAUUCAGCAAAAACGUUCUUCAGAAAAGGUCUGGGCAUGCCAACAAUACAUUGUUUUGACUGACAUUCUUAAAUGUCAUCCACAACCACCAAUUGUUACCACCACAUCCACCACCAAAAUCACUUCCAGUCCUGUAUAGAGAUCUCCAUUAAUACCACCAAGGAUUUGUAAUAUGGCAGUCACGUCCACGGGACAGGGAGUUUCUUUUCUGCAAAAAUGAAGUUUCAUAAAAUGCCCACAUCCUCAGCAAAACGAAGGAUGUCUAGAACCAUGUGGGCGUGACACACGAGCAUUCCUACCACUAACAGUGCCAUUACCUCUAGUUCUCAUCUUUGCACAAACAUUUAUUUUGGCACAGCAGUGAAUGGCAGUGCUCGUGGCCGAAAAUGUGUUGACCAUACUUCUUGUCACUGCCUUCUAUGGCUAUGACAGAGGCCAUGAACCAAAAUGGAAUCCUCUGUGGUCAGGGCUGCAUUUGCUUUAUGUAGCAAAUGUGAAAGUAAAAAAUGAUUCCUGUAACUGUGGCCUCGAAUGGUGAUGGCUCUGCAUAUUAUUGCUGAGGUAAGGGCCUCGUCUGUGGCAAAUGUAGUUCAGAUAGAAGUAGAGAGCACUUGAAUGAAAGGCCAUUUGGAAAACAGAAGAGCGAGAGAGGAACAUGUGAUCUGGUUUUCUCCCCACAGACUUGACCAACGCCAGACAUUUCCUUCAAAUGAAAACCUAUUCUUACAUAUGAAAGUUACUAAGAAAAAAAAGGUUUACCCUCAUUCCUUGUAUGUGUAUCUUAAGUUUACUUUGUUUUUCCUUUACACAUCGGUUUUAUUUUCAUUUCUGUGACUGUGUUCUGUGCCAUCACCAAUAUCCCCCUUAAAUGUGGUCACAUCGAUUGGCCAUCUAGACUUUACCCCCUGCCACUAUGGUUUCUUAGGUCAGUUUCUAGUGAAGAAUAUAUGAA
This is a messenger RNA of Macrobrachium nipponense, 4169 nucleotides long. RefSeq names its product sodium/calcium exchanger 1-like (gene Calx). Gene Ontology annotation, cellular component: sarcolemma; postsynapse; axon. The record is from RefSeq and is a predicted model, not a curated record. The coding region runs from base 262 to 3051 and encodes 929 amino acids. The transcript has 9 exons. Gene Ontology annotation, molecular function: calcium:sodium antiporter activity. NCBI's taxonomy places the organism in Eukaryota, Metazoa, Arthropoda, Malacostraca, Decapoda, Palaemonidae. Gene Ontology annotation, biological process: sodium ion transmembrane transport; calcium ion import across plasma membrane; cell communication.